AAUUUCUAUGAUUAUUACUAAACAAUUAGGAUAUGACAAACUAUAUUUCAAUCAUAAACAAUAUUUUGAAAAGGAUGGAAUUGUAAAGGAACGUGUUAGAGGAAAAUGGAGUUGUUUAGUAACUGAUCCAGCGAUUGCAAAGGAGAUUUUAUUGAAACCAGAUGUUUAUCCUAAAAUGAGCAUUGAAAAGUUUUUUCCAAAUUCUCUAUUUGCAGAAUACUUUGGAACUAACGUGGUUUUCUCAAAUGGUGACAUUUGGAAAAGACACAGACGUGUUUGCAAUCCUGCAUUCAAAGCUUUACAAUUACAUCUUUUUGCAGAAACUGGAUUGAAAAUGAUUAAUACUUUAGAAAUAAUUGAUAAAAAGCCUAUCGAAAUUAAAAAUUUUAUGCAAAGAUUUGCUUUUGAUGUUCUUGGGAAAGUUGCUUUUGGUUUUGACUUUAAUAGCCUUGGAAAUCCAAAUAGUGCUUAUAUAACAGCAUUUAAUGAAGUACAAAAGGCAGUAUUCGAUCCAUUAACUUUGCUUUUUCCAAUUGACCGUUUUCCAAUAAUAAGACAACAAAAACUUAAAAAAAUUAAUAAAUUAAAUAACUUAUUCGAUGAAAUCAUUAAAGAGAAGCAUAAAGCUUUAGCUGCUGGAAAGUCUCAAGGAGAUCUUUUAGAAUACAUGUUAAAUGCUAAUGAAAACCAUGAUAAUCAAAUGUUGUCAGAUACUGAACUAAGAAUUAUUCAAGAAAAAGCUCGAGAAGAAGUAUUGAGAAUACUUGGUGAUGAUUUAAUACCAUCAGCAGAACAACAUAAAUCUUUAAAAUAUUUAAAUAUGGUUAUUCAUGAAAACCUUAGAUUAUAUCCACCAGCACCAUCUUUGCUAUAUCGCGAAUUAACGGAAAAUUUAAAAAUUAGAGAUAUUGUAAUUCCAGCUGGUACAAUUAUUGAACUAUUUUUAUAUGGAAUACAUCAUUCACCAAAACUCUGGGACAAUCCUGAAGAAUUCUUACCUGAAAGAUUUGAAAAAAAUGAACAUACAGAUAGUGAAAAUUUUUCUUGGUUAGCUUUUGGUGCUGGAGCUAGAAUGGGUGCAUAA
Molecule: messenger RNA, 1084 nt
Organism: Dentiscutata heterogama
Lineage: Eukaryota; Fungi; Glomeromycota; Glomeromycetes; Diversisporales; Gigasporaceae
Source: the annotation of a GenBank genome assembly